Messenger RNA from Armigeres subalbatus, 3096 nucleotides. RefSeq names its product BTB/POZ domain-containing protein 9 (gene BTBD9). The record is from RefSeq and is a predicted model, not a curated record. Gene Ontology annotation, biological process: adult locomotory behavior; circadian behavior; modulation of chemical synaptic transmission. Gene Ontology annotation, cellular component: cytoplasm. Gene Ontology annotation, molecular function: protein binding. Lineage: Eukaryota; Metazoa; Arthropoda; Insecta; Diptera; Culicidae. The transcript is spliced from 4 exons. The coding region runs from base 309 to 2219 and encodes 636 amino acids.
CGCGGAGGAAGAAAGUGCAUGAAAACUUGACUGAUGGGUGGUAAGUGACAGCAAAAGAAACGUCGCAGUUUGCUGUGCAUCUGGUCUGUGUUGAGGAAAAUUUCUUCCUGAAAGUUGAUCAGAAGUAGACUGUUUUGCCAGUUUCGGUGCGUAACGAUCGCGAAUAUAGCUCAAGAUUUGGACGCCUGUGUUUUAAUAUUGUAGACGCGUUGAUCAAACUACCGGGCGACGAGAUUGCUGCGGCCAGGCCUUUGGAUGUGCUGUGUUGUUCGCUGUGCUGCGUCAACGGGCCAUCGUCGUCACCAGCGAUGAGCAGUCAGAGUCAUAAGAUGUCCGGUCCUCAUGCCCCGUGCUCCAGCGUAAAAUCCGCCGUCGAGGAAAUUGAACUGACGGCACGAUUCAGUGAACAAAUGGCUCAGCUCUGUAUGUCUUACGACUACUCGGACGUAACGUUCAUCGUCGAGAACGAAAAAUUGCCGGCGCAUCGUGUGAUACUGGCCGCCCGGAGUGAGUACUUCAGGGCGCUGCUCUACGGAGGGUUGGCGGAGUCAACCCAGAAUGAGAUCCAUCUGAAGAUACCGUUGAAGGCGUUCAAGGCACUGCUGAAGUACAUCUACUCGGGCAACAUGUCUCUGGCGCAAAUGAAAGAGGAGAAUAUUUUAGAUACGUUGGGCCUAGCCAAUCAAUAUGGUUUUACGGAUCUGGAGAUCGCUAUCUCCGAUUACCUGCGCCAGGUUCUGUCGUUGAACAACGUUUGCGCUAUUUUGGAUGCUGCCAAGCUGUUCGGCUUGGAGAGCCUCACUAGUGUCUGCCAUGCCUUCGUAGAUCGAAACGCGGAAGCCAUUCUGCAGCAUGAUUCGUUUAAGAACCUUUCACAGGAUGCGAUCUGCAGUUUACUAAUGAGGGAUUCGUUUUUUGCACCGGAAGUCCAAAUUUUUCAGGCCGUACAUGAAUGGUGCAAGUGCAACUCGGAGGGCGAAAACAUCGAAUCGGUAGUAUCUAAAGUGCGGUUCUCGUUGAUGACAUUGGAGCAACUGUUGCAUGUGGUGAGACCUUCUGGAAUACUGGAUCCGGAUCAUCUGUUGGAUGCCAUCGCUGAAAAAACUGCGUCCACGCAAUUGCCAUACCGAGGUGCCUUGUGGCCGGAGGAAAAUGUUGCGAACACUAAGUUCAAUUCCCGUACAAUCAACGGUGAGUUGCGUUCUGCCCUGUUAGACGGAGAUACCAUUUCGUACGACAUGGAGAAAGGUUAUACGCGACACUCAAUUAGCGACAACGGCGACUCGCAGGGUAUCAUUGUGGAACUCGGUAAGCUGUUCAUCAUCAAUCACAUUAAAAUACUGCUGUGGGAUCGCGACACCCGGUCGUAUUCGUAUUACGUGGAGGUCUCUGUGAACCAAACCAACUGGGACCGGGUUGUGGAUCAUACGGAUUACUAUUGUCGAUCGUGGCAGUAUUUGUAUUUUCCAUCGAGAGCCGUGCGUUAUAUUCGCUUGGUGGGAACGCAUAACACCGUCAAUAAAGUUUUCCACGUAGUCGCACUGGAAGCUAUGUUUACCGAAAAAACCGUUCCAGUGGUCAAUGGUAUCGUUGCUCCCAGCUACAAUGUAGCAACAGUAGAUCGGAGCGCGGCCGUGGUGGAAGGCGUUAGUCGUACUCGCAAUGUACUGCUUAACGGGGAUGUAAAGAAUUACGACUGGGAUUCAGGUUACACCUGUCAUCAACUGGGUAGUGGCGUUAUCUUGGUUCAAUUGGGGCAGCCCUACUGGAUCGGUUCGCUGCGAUUGUUGCUCUGGGAUUGCGAUGAUCGAUCGUACAGCUUCUACAUCGAAAGCUCGACCAACUUGAAACAAUGGGACAUGAUCGUCGACAAGCGAAAAGAUUUACUGAAAUCAUGGCAGCACUUUGCCUUCGAUCCGAGAGUGGUGGUUUACAUCAAAAUCGUCGGCACCCACAAUACAGCCAAUGAGAUUUUCCACUGCGUCCACUUUGAGUGUCCCUCGCAGGACCCCAAGUUUUUGAAGAGCGAUGCACGCGACGGGUUGCUCUCGUUGGCUUUGACCGGCGGAAACAACGGCGGCAAUUCCCUUGCUGGAGCUGGUCUGCUGGCCCAGGAAAUGUUCGGCAUAGGGGCUGACGGGGCGAUCGGACCGGCACUGGAACCGCAGCCCAGCACUAGUCGAGAAAGCACCGUCAGCACCCGAGAGUUGGUUGACUAGAUGAGGACUUCACAUCACUUAGCGCGGAGGGUUUUCUCUUCAUGCAAACAAUUAACUACUUAGAUAAGCUUCUAUACCCCAGCAAUAAUUGUAGUUGCGCCACUAAUUCAGCGUCCCUGUUUGCGGGGAUACACGAGCAAAUUGUAGAUUAUUUUACCAUGGUUUGUUCUGCUGGUCGAAUUGAGGUAAGGAAUGUUGUUUUUUGGCAUGAGUCACGUGAGAUCAUAUCGGUAAAGAUGCUCAUUGCGCUUAUGUCGGCAUCAACAUUUCUUACCACACCAAACUCGCAGAAUAUUUUAAAACGUUUGUAUAUUAACCGUGGUAGAAUACCAAAUUAUUUAUUUCGUUUUUAAAACGCUGUUCGAGCACCGAUUGGAAUCGUAUUUGAUUGAGUCAAACAUGUAGGGCAUAUCGCUUUUGAUAUUAUCUAUUUUAUAUUGAACCCAUAGAAUAUGCAUAUUAUGCAUGUGUGCAAAUUUAUAUCAAAAUGUCGAAUAAAAGUAUGAUAGAAACUGCUGUUUUGUUCGCAGAAAUAAAAAAAAAACAUUGCUUGCCUCGUAUGGAUCCGCACAGCCCUAUUCAGAGAUUAGCAUACAAAUAAAUGAAGUUUCAUUUAAGCAACAGCGACGCAAUGGAAAAACGUAAGUAAGAACUUAAACGGUUAUUAUCUCAACACGGCAGUGAAUAUUGGGUCUAACAUCAAUGUUUGAUAUGUUUUGGAAGUCAGAAUUCGAUACCAAUCUAGCGGUUGAUUUUAUUACGUUCCAACUUGCUGCUCGAAUUAAAAUUCCAGUGUAUGUUAUUUUUUUUUUUGUUAUUCAGAAGAAGCAUAUUAAUAAAUUGAAUAAUAUAUGAUACGGAAGUUUUAACUAGUAAA